UGCCUACGACGAAGCAUCGUGCAAAUAUUGCAAGCUUCUCCAGUGUCCAGAGGGUCAUGUAAAAUGUAAGGAGACGUACAAAUGUGUGGAUCGGGAUUUCUUCUGCGAUGGCUAUGAUGAUUGCGGUAACGACUGGGAUGAGCAGUACGACACCUGUGUGGCGCUACCAUGCAGAGACUUCGAAGCGCACUGUCCGACCACGGGAAGCUGCUUCCGUUUGUCGCACAUCUGUGACGGAUCUAACGUUGAUGCUCCGCGCGGCGCUCUGGAAUUCGCGUGCGGUAGCAAUCAUGGAUUGCAACCACUCUACGACUACGAAUGCGCAAAUAUAUUCUGGCAGCAGAAUUGUACUGAGCCAUUUUUUCGGUGCUGGUCGACAACUAUGUGCGUGGCCAACUACGAGCUUUGUAACGGCGUGGCUACUUGUAGGGACCGCUCAGACGAGAGCGAUGAUGCCUGCCAGGUUAAGAUCUGCUCGAGUGACGAAUUCAAAUGCAGGCGAUCGGGUAAAUGUAUCCAGAUGCGAUCUGUCUGUAACAAAAAAUCGGAUUGUAAAGAUGGAUCGGAUGAAGAAGAAGAGUUCUGCCUUACGCUACCAUAUGUUACUACCGAAAAAGCUAUCACCGAUAUUUCCACGGAGGAAUUUGAUGUAUGGACAUCGCCACUUCCUUUAUUAGAGCAACGCAAGUGCAGCUACUCUCGUAUUGCUUGCAUUAGCAAUUGCACGACCGGGGCAUUACCUUGCAAUAAUGCCAAAGAGUGCGAGGGAGGCAGGGACGAGGAGCUCUGUCCCUUAGAAUGGAUGCAAUGUUCAGAUGAUUUUCCAUUCGCGUGCUCCAAUAAGGAGAUCUGUCUUCCAAGCAGACUCGUGUGCAACGGUAAAUCCGACUGUACAGAUUUCUCUGACGAGGACACCGACAGCUGUCAACUGUCAGGCAAGGAUAACGAAGAUCACUUCACUGUUGACCGAUGUAUGUUUGGUGAUAGGAAAGAGUUUUCCUGUCGCUCUCGAUGCGGCCAAGUGGCAAAAACGCAAUGCAGUUGCGACGCCGAGUGCCACUGGUACGGUGACUGUUGCUAUGACUACGAAACAACAUGUCUUAUGGGAAUCACCGAGCAUGGAAAACGAAGAAUUGAUGAAAUAUACAGUUCAUUAGCAAAGAAAAAAGAGCAACCUUCACUGAAAGAGUUCAUGGCAUGUCAAGGUUUUAGCAUAAAACCGACGCAAGGUGUCGUUGAUUUUUUCCUACUCGUUACCAAAUGCCCCGAAGCUUGGGAGAAUGCAAACAUUCGGAGAAAGUGUGAGAAGGAUGGAGACGAUUUUGAUUCAGAACCCGUCUAUCAAACACCGUUCUAUGAAGAAUCUGGAGACAAGCAAGGGAUUACGUACAGAAAUAUGUUCUGCGCGGUGUGCCAUUCGCGCAAGCUGUUGGAACUGCGGCAAUGGUUUGCCGAAAUGAAAUGCGAUAGAACCAUACGGAACAAAGAGACGAUUGAGCAAGGGAACGAAACGAAUAUUAGUGACCUCAUCAAAUCGUGUAAAUUCCAUACUCAUCCUCCAUGGAACAUACAGCAUAGGCCUCACUACUGCGUUCUGAAAUACGGAUACGGCCAUUACAACAAUAUUACCAGCACCUGCCUCGCUAACGAUAUGUUGCAGCAGCCCACGAUCCUAAAUAAUCUUGCAUGGCUGAGCGAGAUGUGCGAUGCUUACUUCGCACCCGUCGCAUCUCUAUUUACAGGAUAUCGCGCUGGCCAGCUUUAUCGUAAUUCCCAUUGUGCGAUGUGUAACGGUGUUGUUCGUACAUAUUGCCCCACUAGAUCUUUUUCGCUGGGUCCGUCGAUCGAGUUGCCAUCCUUCUCGCUCUUGUUGGAUUUCUCAACUAGUGUUGAUGGAAUAAGCUAUCAGGGAAGGUCAGUCGUAACGAAGGAUAAGAAAUGCAAAGGAGGGCAAGUGUACGAUUAUGACAGUGACACGUGUCUCACUGCCUUCUGCAAUCAGGGCUUGCAGAGGCAAGGGGACCGAUGCAUCUUACCGUUCAACCAAUCAGCACUCGCGUCGGAUUUUCCUGGCCUGACCUUAACGCCAUCUAUGGGAGACGCUCUGAGCAUUUCACUUGUCGUGGGUGUGAGCUGCGACAGAAUUCCCGAACUCGUUGAAUUGCCCAAUGAAUUAAUAACGGUGCUUGGUGUCAAUUCACAUCAGAUCAUAGACGUUAAACUUACAAAUAACGGCGGGAAAGACGACUGCACUAAUACCUCGGUGAUCAGCUUCACUGUAACCGUUGGAGUGCGAUUCGAUCGUGAUACGUAUCGGGCGACUGUAAGUCUCGCGUACAUCUGGGACACAACGUCUCGGGCCAUCAGAUUAAACGCGUUUAAUCCAGCGAUCGAGGUCGCCUCUGCUAGCCUACAAAACUACGACUUUGGCGCCGCCUAUGCGUGUCCGAAUGGCGAAUUAGUCUCGUAUUCCGCUGCUGACGUCACGUUUGUCGAAAACGCAGACGGUGCCGAUUACGUCAUAGUCAACUCAACGCAGACGAUGUACGGCGUGGACAAUCUCCUUAUCAAUGCCACCCGCUACGCAGAUGGGCGAACUAGGGUUAGCUUAACGGGAUGCGAAAGCGAGUUGCUCAUUUGCUUAAAAGUUUCGCUAGACGACGACCAGUAUGAAAUCGACGGCAAUAAUCGAGUCACUACUAAAACCGGACACGUGUUGUUACCGUCUCAUUACGAAUCUGUCGCCAACAGCAGCAGUAUCAUCGUCUGCGCGUCGCAGUUGAAAACCACCGCCGCCGCCCCGUACUCGAAUGUCUCCGUCGAAGAGUCGUCUUUCGAGUCGUACGUCAAAGGAGUUCUGUCGCUCGUCACGGGCGUGCUGUCGCUCGUCUGCCUAGCGCUAACCUUCGCGACCUACUGCCGCGUGCCGGCGAUGCGCACGCUGCCCGGAAAGAUGGUCAUGUGUUUCGUCGCGACGCUAUUUCUCGCGCAGCUGCUGCUGCUCGUCGGCGUGCACCGCACGGACGCGCGCGGCGCAUGCGUCGUCGUCGCCGUCGCGCUGCACUACCUGUGGCUGUGCGCGUUCGCCUGGAUGCACGUGAUGGCGUUCGACAUCGCGCGAACGUUCGCGCUCGCCAAGCAGACGACGAAGCGACGGCGCACGAUGUGGAAGUACGGCGCGUAUGCGGCGACGCUGCCGCUCGUCUUCGUCGCGCCGUGCGUCGUAGUGCACGCCGUCGCCACGGCGCCGCGGCUAUACGCCGUCACGAGCUGCUGGAUCUCGCACACCUGGGCGCUGCUCGGCGCCUUCGUGCUGCCGGCUGCGCUCGUUUUCCUCAGUAAUGUCGUCCUGUUCGCCGUCACGGCGCACACGCUGGGCCGCAUGGCGAAGGUGACCAUGGACGUCGGCUCGACGCUGUCGCCGACACGCCGUCUCGUAUUCUGCGCGAAGAUGUCGACUCUGUUGGGGUUCACGUGGCUGUCCGGCUUUCUCGCGGCGAUAUUCGACGCCGCGUGGCUGUGGUACGUCUUCAUCGUCUGCAAUUCGCUGCAGGGCGUGUCGAUAUUUCUCGCGUACGUCGUAUUCAAUAAGACCAUAUGGAAUCGGAGAGGAGGCAAAUCCUCGUCGCACAACGCGUCGGGAAGCUGCGAUAUUACGUGCAGUAGUCGACUUGGAAGUCAUCAGCGGCCGACAUCCAUACCCAGCCUGAGCGAAGAUUCGAUUAAUCUGAGUAAAUUGAACGUAGCCACGACUCCGAACCCAGCGUCGUUGAACUGUAGAGACGUAGUUCUAAAUGUACCGUCGACGACUACCUUUGUCGAGCACAUCCAAAUAUGUGAAAAAUAAAACGAAAGCCGGUAGUAAUUGCUCAGCAUUCCCUAAAGCAACUGAUAUAAUUUGUCCGUGCUUUUAGCGUGUAGAGUGCAUGCGAUCGCCCCGGGUAGCAUGAUAUGAAAUAUGUCCAUCUCCGUGUCUCGUAUUCGUCUGAGUAGCUUCUAAUAUAACAGACCUAUAGAGCGUUGAUAUCGUAAAUGUAAUUAUUGUAAUGAAAUGGACGCCGUCGCUCCUUAGUUAAUAACAUUUUG
This is a messenger RNA of Priapulus caudatus, 4086 nucleotides long. RefSeq lists its product as uncharacterized. Gene Ontology annotation, molecular function: protein binding; G protein-coupled receptor activity. Gene Ontology annotation, cellular component: membrane. Gene Ontology annotation, biological process: cell surface receptor signaling pathway; G protein-coupled receptor signaling pathway. NCBI's taxonomy places the organism in Eukaryota, Metazoa, Priapulida, Priapulimorpha, Priapulimorphida, Priapulidae. The transcript has 9 exons. Bases 383 to 3847 code for a protein of 1154 amino acids. The record is from RefSeq and is a predicted model, not a curated record.